ACGGCAGUGACACCGCACGUGGGAACCCCAGGAUCAACAUGGCAAAGAGGAAAGCAAAGGCGAGCAGGGUUCGCUCUGAAAGCUCAAGGCGCCGUAGCAAAGCUGCCAAGAACAGCACCCAAGUGAUGACGUAUGAUGACGGUGAAGAUGAACUUCUGGAGGGGGAUGAUGAUGAUGCUGUCAUCAGUGCCAGCGAGGAGGAUGAGGGUGGAAGCGAUGACGAGAGGAAGCACCGCAAGCUGCUGGAGGCCAUUAGCGCCCUGGGUGGAAAGAAAAGGAGAAAGCUGGCCGAACGGUCGGAAGCGAGCGUGCAGGUGUCUGAGUUCGCCGUCAGCGCCGAAGGGGCUGGAGAGAAGAUUAGUUUGUCUGACCUGCUGGGCGCCAUGGACCAGACUCCCAGCGCUGUCAAGAGCACCAAGAAACAGCUGCAGAACCUGGAGAGCUGCAAGGACACGCUGGAGCUGCCCCUCAGCCGGCAGGAGACCGAGAAGAUCCAGAGGAAAGUGGCCUUUGAAAAGACGUCCAAGGAUGUUUCCCAGUGGGAGAGUAUAGUGAAGCAAAACCAGAGGGCAGAACAGCUGGUUUUCCCUUUGAAUCAGGAGCCUUCUGGGCCAAAACCCGUGGAGCACGUGGUUGUGGGAUGGAAGCCACGAACCCCUUUGGAAAUGGAGGUCUUCAGCCUUCUGCAUAAGAACAUGCAACCGAUCAACGACCCCCUCCUGACACCCAUGGAGGAGGCAUCCCUGAAAGCCAUGAGCCUCGAAGAGGCCAAGAUCCGUCGCGCCGAGCUGCAGAAGAUCAGAGCGCUCCAGUCCUACUACGAAGCUAAAGCGAAGCGCGAGCGGAAGAUAAAAAGCAAGAAGUAUCAUAAGGUGCUAAAGAAAGGAAAGCGGAAAGAGCUUCUGAAAGAGUUUGAGGAGAUGCGCAAUAAAGACCCAGCUGCUGCUCUGGAGGAACUGAAGAAGAUGGAGCUCGCAAGAAUGGAGGAAAGGAUGUCUCUGAAGCACCAGAACAGUGGCAAGUGGGCCAAGUCCAAGGCUAUCAUGGCGAAAUAUGACGAUGAAGCCCGUAAAGCUAUGCAGCAGCAGCUGGAGAUGAACAAGGAGCUGACGCAGAAGCUGGCGUUGCCGCCAGAGAGCGAGGAAGAGCAGGAGCCAGAGGAGACGGAGGUUGUGCCGGACUUCGCCAACGACGCUCAGGCCGCGGCAGACCCAGCCAACCCCUGGAUGAUGGGAAAGCUGAGUGCGGAGCCCGCGGAGAAGGACUGCGGUGGUGACGAUAAGGAGAGUGCUGUGGAAAACACCCAGAACGAGGAGGAACGAGAGCCCGAGGGUGACGAGGAAGAGGAAAACGAGGAGGACGUGCUCUUGCGAGAAUUCGACGAGAAGCGGAAAUCGCGCCGUCCAGAUGAUGACGCUUUAGCUCCUCCAUUUCAGGUGGACAAAGAAGAAACUGAGGGUGAGAAGAAAGAGGAGCCUGUGUGUGUAAGCUCUGAGGAUGAGCACGAGGGAGAGGUGGUCUCCGAGUUCAAGAGCCUCUUUCAGAAACUUCUGGCAAACGGGCACGAGAGCACAGUAAAUAAGGGGACGGGGCAAGACGCCAAAGAAUCGGACGCGGAGGAGCCGGCAUUGCUUGACGAAGGUCUGUCGCGAGUCAGGAGCCUGGAGGACGUGGACGAGCUUCUCGGUCAAGGCCUCGUAAGGGAACAUGCUGAGGAUGUUGCGGAAGUUAAAGAGAAAAUCCCAACCACAGCUGAAGAAACUAAGAAUGAGAGGACUGACAAAAGAAAAAAGAAGAAAAUCCUCGAUCUCAAUGAUGUCUUGACCAGAGAUGCGAAGGUCAUCAGUGUCCCGCUGGCCCCCACGGCAAUAGGCGAGGAAGAGGGUGAAGGGGAUCAAAGGAUGCUCGUUCAGGAGGCCUUUGCUGGAGACGAUGUGGUUGCUGACUUCCUGAAGGACAAGAAGAAACGGGUCGAGGCAGGGAAGCCCAAGGUGGUAGACCUCACUUUACCUGGCUGGGGAGAAUGGGGAGGAGUUGGCCUCAAACCUUCACGCUACAAACGCAGAAGGUUUCGGAUAAAGGUUGCCCCUCCCCCGCCGAGGAAGGACCGGAAUCUUCCCAAUGUCAUCAUCUCCGAUGCGAGGGAGUCCUCCGUCGCUAUGCACCAGGUGAGCCAGCUGCCGUUCUCCUUCGAGAAGCCAGAGCAGUUCGAGUGCUCCAUACGCACCCCCACGGGGCACACGUGGAACACCCAGCGCACCGUGCAGAAGCUCACUGCCCCGAAGGUCGUUACCCAGCUGGGGUCCAUCAUAGAACCCAUCACCCGGGAUAGCCUUGACAAGAGCAAGGCACAGACCCGCGGGAAGAAGGCACCCGACAUAGUGCUGGCCUCAGCUGGUGCCGAGGGGCAGGGGCCACGUAAAGGCAGGAGAAAAGCUGGGGAAAACAACGCCAGAAACCUUCGUAACCCAAGAAGAAGAGCAAUAAAAAGAACAAAAUAGUCACCGCACAUUUGUCUAACACCAAAACUGAAAAUCUUAAGUAAUGUCUUAUAGUCAUAAAGGUCUUUAUUAAAAACAACAAAAAAAA
Messenger RNA from Scleropages formosus (Asian bonytongue), 2589 nucleotides. RefSeq names its product U3 small nucleolar RNA-associated protein 14 homolog A. The transcript has 15 exons. The record is from RefSeq and is a predicted model, not a curated record. NCBI's taxonomy places the organism in Eukaryota, Metazoa, Chordata, Actinopteri, Osteoglossiformes, Osteoglossidae. Gene Ontology annotation, biological process: rRNA processing. Gene Ontology annotation, cellular component: small-subunit processome; nucleolus. Bases 39 to 2501 code for a protein of 820 amino acids.